Messenger RNA from Aethina tumida (small hive beetle), 3409 nucleotides. RefSeq names its product zinc finger CCCH domain-containing protein 18. The transcript is spliced from 10 exons. The record is from RefSeq and is a predicted model, not a curated record. NCBI's taxonomy places the organism in Eukaryota, Metazoa, Arthropoda, Insecta, Coleoptera, Nitidulidae. Bases 352 to 2985 code for a protein of 877 amino acids. Gene Ontology annotation, molecular function: metal ion binding.
UGGAGACGCCAUUUGCCAAAUAUUCCGGAGGUCCAGAAGCUAUACGCAACGAAAUUCAUUUUUCGCAUGAAAAAUAAUACUAUUGAAGAACAAGGAUCGGACCACUAUCACAAGAUUGUGUUUACGUUAUGUAUACAGUUAGUUGAUUACCGAAAGUACAACGUAAAGUAUAAAUAGUUCGAUUUAAGUACGCGAAAGACUUUAAGUAGUUUGUGUUGUGAAUAUUGAAGUUAAAAGUCUUGAUAAGUUAGUAGUUUGGAAUAAAAUGUUUUCAAUGAAGAAGCGGAAUGUAUUCCAGUGUUUAUAUGGUAGCAAGAGAGAUGUCGACAGACCGAAGUUUACUGUGCAAUUAUGGACUCCGAAGACUCACGGGAUGCCUCAUCAGGAAAUGAGAGUGAUGAUAAGGGACCACAAAGUCCCCUGAGUUCCCACAGCAGAGGAUCAAGAUCUAGGUCUGGAAGUAGAUCAGUGUCCCCAGCUAAUGGUCCAAAAUCUCCAGAUUCAGUGAACAGCAGUGCGAGGUCACCUGCUGAACCCCUGUCUCCAAAUAGUCCACAAUCUCCAAAUAGCCCACAAUCUCCUCGCAGUGGCCCUCAGUCACCAGGCAGUGAAUCGAGGAAUGGUCCUCAAUCACCACAAAAUGCUCCUCAAUCUCCACAAAGUGGACCAGAGUCCCCAGCUAGCAGGGAUGUGGCUAGGUCAAGAAGCAGAUCCAGUUCAUCUGAAGGGCGGGCACAUUCCAGAAGCCAGAAUAGUGCACCACUUUCUCCAGGUUCACCAACAGAUAGGUUGAACAGCAAUGGGCCUCGUUCGCCGUCUGUAAAUUCGUCAAGAAGCAGUUCUCCGGCCAGUCCCACUCGCGAAGAUGUAUCCGAGGACGAUCGACGGUCCGCCAAAUCGGUCAGUUCUGAAGACAGCAGUAAAAAGUCUAAAUCGGCGUCGGUGGGUCGGUUUAGCAGGAACUCAAGUUCCUCGGGUUCGAGACGGUCUAGAACCGGUCGAAAGUCUGAUGGGAAUUCGUCGGAUUCUAGUGCCAGUAGCGUCGAUUCGUCCAGUCGGAAGAACAAGAACGUGGGGAAGGCCGUGGACACACAACCAGAAGCAAUAUCUGAUGGUGAUAUGGAAUCUGAUCAAGAAACAGACCUAAAGAGGGAAAAGAAACCUGAAAAAGCUCCACAUGCUGAAAUUAAUAUUUCCCAUGAGGAUCUUUCUGACGUGUCUGAUUUGGAUGAAUCUAUAGGUGGACAAUCUUAUGACAGCAAACCAGAAAAAAGUGACAAAGACAAUCGAAGGGAAAAUAGUGACGAUUGUAAGGGAUAUGAUGAUGUCAAAAAGAUUUCAGAGAAAAACAAUAGAGCUGAAGAUGGAGAAGAACAGUUGGAUUUUGAAGCUGAAGAUGGUGAAUGUGGAGAAGUUGACUCCAAAGAUCCAGAGGAAAGAUCAAAAGAUAAAGCAGAAGCUGACAGAGAAGAUGGGGAAAUGUUUGAUGACAAGAAACCAGAUAAGGUAAAAGAAGAUCUUGAGGAAGGAGAGGUGACAGAUGAAGAUGACGUUAGGCCAGAAGAGACUGAACCUAGACCAGUAUGUAGGUUCUUUUCUAGAGGUCAAUGUACGUGGGGUGCAAGUUGUCGGUUCCUUCAUCCAGGCGUCACGGACAAAGGAAAUUAUACCAUGUUUGAAAUGAUUAGACCUGUAGUGCCAGGCGAACUUGGAAGAGAAGAGAGGAUGUACGGAAAACUUGAAUUGCCUCCAAUUGAAUCUGCAUGGGAAAGAGGAUUAAGGACAGCCAAGGAGAUGUUACGGAAAUCUGUGAAACGCAAGGAACAAGAUAUUGAUUUUGAGGAGAAAAAACUUAACUUGAGUCUAGCUCAAGAAGAGUUGGACAAGGAAAACGGAUAUUAUGGAAGGGGACCGUCUCCAGAACCAAGAUAUGUGCGUCAUAUACCAACUGACUACCCUAUGCGAACAACCCCCGAGGAAUAUUACUCGAGAAGACAGGUUGUCUACGAACCAUACGAUGCCAUGCCUCCUGCGAGGGAAAGGGUGAGGUCAUACAGGGAGUUGCCCUCACACAGAAUGCCAGAUUAUUAUAACAACAAGUACGAGGAGGAAGCCAUGUCGAGUAAACGAAUCCGACCCAAACGUGAGGUCAUUGUUCAAAGGGUCGAGGAAAGACCGGGAAGAGCUGAUGAGUGGUCUGAUCCGUGGAUGCGGUCCAAAUCUCCCGCCGGACGAAGGAAAGAAGGCGGACGUAAACGUUCGUAUAGCUCGGGAUCUAGCUACUCUUCUAGCAGUUCUUCUAGAUCAUCGUCCGAUUCAAGUCGCAGUAGCUACAGAUCACGAUCUAGAUCCUCACAUAGGAGGAGGAGGUCACGUUCACGAAGAAGCCGACAAGUGUCGCCGUCUAUAAUUGUAUCAGAAAGGAAGGCUGCGAAUGAGCGUGCUGCACUUAUGAAUCCCCCUGCACCCAAGAGAAGAGUUCCAUCACCAGGAAUGAUGAGAGUCAGCGCAGCAAAUCCACCUGCCCCGUCGAAAGAAGACCAGUUUGGUAGAAGUAGGAAAUUAGCUGCAGCUUUGGCUAGAGUUAAGGGUCGCAGGAGGUCUUCGCGUUCAUCAUCGGAUAGUUCCGGAUCUUCAUCGAGUGACUCAGAUUCAUCCGGGUCGAGCAGCUCCACCAGUAGAGACGGUAGUCCACCGCCUAGGCGGGGCGCAGGAAUGGACAUAUCAAUCGCGAAAGCAGUUGAUGCUUUAAAAGGUGGAGAGAAGCGACAAAUAAAGUUAAAUUUGAAAAAUCCGAUGGGGUCUCGAAAAGAACUGGUCGAUUUAGCCAGAAAGGCUGAAGCCGCCCAGGGUAAAAAACGGAUGGCCAGUUCUCCGCCAGCGGAUCCUAAAUCAAAGAAGGGCACAUCAAGAAGGGAAGAACUUCUCAAGCAGCUCAAAGCUGUUGAAGAUGCAAUAGCUAAAAAGCGGUCGAAAACAAAUUAACAUAACAGUUAGUCUGUGUUUAUUAUUAUGUUGAAUGUACUAUGUGAUAGAAUUGGAAAUGUUAUCCCAUCGUUAGGUGGUUUUAUACAUAUUUCUGACAUUCUCAAAUACAUUUUUUGCAUGUAAUAUUUCAUUUUUAAAUGUACAACAUUACUUUGUCAUGUAAGUUAUCUUUCGAAUAUAGUACUGACGAUUAAUUGAGGUUUUAUUAGUUAGAUGCUUUCUGUUAGAAUAGACUGAUAUUUCGAAAAUUCACAUAUAAUGCAUACUACAUGUAUAAUUUACAUUAUUUGUGAUUGAACAUGGAAAUGUAGAUUACAUAGAUAUUUUGUAUUAUUUCAUACUUGAAUGUCGUUUUAUAAAUUUUUAUUUUCAAAAGUGUAUAUAUCCAGUUUACAAACACGUGAAUAAACGAUUCGUUUAA